Molecule: messenger RNA, 1839 nt
Organism: Oppiella nova
Lineage: Eukaryota; Metazoa; Arthropoda; Arachnida; Sarcoptiformes; Oppiidae
Source: the annotation of a GenBank genome assembly
AUGAGACACAUCAGGACUUACAUCACUCGCCUAUGGAUUAGUGCACCAAAAGAUAGUGAUGGAAACACACAAAAAGACAAUGAGUUUGAGUCUACAGACCAACACCCGGAUGAUGAGGAUGAGGACCCGAGACUUACAUCGUGUGGUGUGGGCUCGUGGCGACCCCAGUGGCUACAGGUGUUCGCCAGGAUGACCGGAACUUAUUUUGUCGGAUCCAUGAGUACUCUGGAGAAGAGGUUUGCCUUCGACUCCAAGAUAUCGGGGUUUAUAUUAAUCGCCGAUAACUUCUCGCAAAUGCUGGUCAGUCCCAUCAUUGGCUACUUUGGCAGCCGUGUCAACAGACCGCGUAUGAUAGCAUCGGGUGAGCUCAUGCUAUCCCUGUCCUGUUUCAUGACAGCACUGCCCUACUUCAUAUACGGCGCCGGCACACACCUACUCCAUGAUGACAACCUACUGUCCAAAUUGGCCAGAAAUGAAACUCGAUAUGAGUUAUGUCCGGCCAAUCACUCGGACAUCGACUGUUCCGGUGGCAAACACUCCACUAUAUGGUUGGCCGUUGUGUUGCUAUGGAUGGGUAGUUUCCUGAGGGGACUGGGAUUCACGGCUUAUUUCGUGAUAGGAAUGCCAUAUAUUGACGAUAGUGUUAGCAAAAAGAAUUCACCAAUCUACAUUAGUGUCAUAACCGCACUCAGACUUAUAGGGCCGGCCUUGGGUUUCCUACUAUCGUCUUUAUCGCUCCGGUUUUAUGAAAACCCGUUUUAUGACCCUGGUGUAACUCGCCGAGACCCUCGUUUCAUAGGAGCAUGGUGGAUCGGAUUUACAGUGAUCGGGAUGUUAUUAUUGUUUGCGGCACUUCCCAUGUUCCUAUUCCCCAAACAGUUCAAAAAUGCUACCGUAAAGGCCAAGGAUCUUAAGGAAAAUGUCAAAGGCAUGAGAGGUACGGCACAGGCUAUCAAAAGAUUGGCACAGAAUCCUAUACUAAUGUUUCAUUUGGUGGGCAGUACUAUACGCUACAUAGGAAUCGGAGGCUUUUAUAUAUUCAAAACCAAAUACAUUGAGUCUCAAUACCGACAAACUAGUUCAGGUGCCAGUUUCAUAACCGGCUCUACAUCUAUAUUACCUAUGGCUACAGGUAUCAUAUUAGGCGGCGCUUUAAUCACACUCGUUAAGCCCCGACCCCGUACCCUGGUCAUAUAUAUGUUUUUAGUGGAGUUAGUAGGAAAUGGGGGCAUAUUCACGGGAAUGUUUAUGGGCUGUCCACCCAUGGAGUUACAGGAGACGCGAUAUGUUAAUAAUGAAUAUUCAAUGGUAUCAGGGUGCAAUCAAGCCUGCGAUUGUACUACUAGUGUAUUCACACCUAUUUGUGCGGCAGACAAGUCAACCACAUAUUUCUCGCCCUGUUUUGCGGGCUGUAAACAGUUGGACAGACAGACCAAUACAUUAAGUGACUGUUCGUGUAUUGGAGAGUAUGGGGGAACGGCAACCACUGGUUACUGUCAAAGUGACACUGAUAAAUGUGAUAAACUAUUCACGUAUUUAAUGAUUAUAACAUUGGGUGGACUCAUAUCAUCGACAGCCAGGACAGGCAACUAUUUAUUGACACUAAGGAGUGUCGACCCGAAGGAUAAGAGCUUUGCGAUGGGAAUGAUGUCCACAUUUAUGGCUGUAUUCGCGUUCAUUCCGUAUCCGUUAAUAUUCGGUGCGAUCACAGACUCGGCGUGUUUGGUAUGGGAGAAGACGUGUGGUAAGCAGGGUAACUGUUGGAUAUAUGACCAGGACAAGUUCAGCCCGCAAAACAGGGCGAGAAAUAUGUGGUUGACUUGUCUGCCGCACAAAUAG